CUCUCUUUAUUUUGGCUUCCAAAGUCAGCGCUUUGCUUUGUCUCCUUUUGGGGUUUUGAGUUCAUGGAGGAAGAUUGGGAUCUGCAAGCGGUGGUCAGAGGCUGCGCCACCGCCACCGUGGCCUCUGCCGCCACCACGACGACCACAGCUACUACCAGUGAUGCAGCUGCUUUGGAUCUUCAUAGGAGUUCUUGCUUUUCUCCGUUUGGUGUGGUGGAGCAAGCUCAUCAUCAUGACGGCCAUCUUCUCUGCUUUCCAGAUCCGUUUGAGACCAGGAGGGAAGCUUUUGUGGAGGAAUUGCAUGAUCUUUGCAGACCCUUCUUCCCCAAAUCUCAGCCUAUCUCUCCCCGGACCAUACCCAUAUCUUCUCUCUCUGUUCUAGGAGGAGGAUUCAGUGAUCAAACCCACCAAAUUCAGCAGCAACAGAAGCAAGACCCACCACCACCCUCAAAGCACUCUCAUGCAAGCUCUGUGGCCUCCACUACGCAUUCUCAGAGCCCAAGAUCCAAGCGAAGAAAGAAUCAGAUGAAGAAGGUUUGUCACAUACCAGCUGAGGGGUUGUCUUCCGACAUGUGGGCUUGGAGAAAGUAUGGGCAAAAACCCAUCAAAGGUUCUCCAUAUCCAAGGGGUUAUUACAGAUGUAGCAGUUCAAAGGGGUGUUUGGCUCGAAAACAGGUGGAACGAAACAGAUCCGACCCAGAUAUGUUCAUCGUCACCUACACAGCAGAGCACAACCACCCUAUGCCCACCCACAGGAACUCUCUCGCCGGAAGCACCCGCCAGAAGCCGGUAACCCCUCCUGCAGCAGCCACCACCACCGCCUCCGCUGACGCCGUAAAACCCUCGGCCAAACCCGCAUGUUCCUCGCCGGCGACUUCCGCGGACGAUGAGCUUGUACAGCAAAGCACAAGCGUGCAGAGCAAAGAUUUGGUGGAAGACGAGGAAGACGACGAGCUGGGGUUCUCCGACACGGCCGUGGACGACGAUUUCUUCAUGGGGUUGGAGGAACUCGCCGAACAAGUCACCGGAGACUGCUUCCCCGAUCACUUCCCGCCCAGCUUCCCCAUUCCUUGGCUGGCCAACAAUGCUGCAACAGCCGCCGGCGGGAUCUGAGGGCUGCCGGAAAAGCUAGUUUGAUUCUGACUAGUGAUGAUGCAUUUGCUAAAUACUCACUUUUCCCAUCUUUUUGUCUUUUUAGAGAGAGAAAGAGAAAGCGUAGAGAGAGAAAAGAAAGAGAGAUGGGUUUUGGAAGCAUUUGGUAGAAUCUCUCCAAAAUGCUUUGUGCCUUUGUAAACCUCACCUCCAUUACAGAGAGUCUUGUAGAGGAAAAAAGACUUCCAUUGCUUUUCCUUGUUUGUGGAUGCAUAGUAAAUAAAAAUGCUUCUUAACCAAUAUUCAUUCAUCA
Vitis riparia (riverbank grape) is the source of this 1405-nucleotide messenger RNA. RefSeq names its product WRKY transcription factor 22-like. Gene Ontology annotation, cellular component: nucleus. The transcript is spliced from 3 exons. Gene Ontology annotation, molecular function: transcription cis-regulatory region binding; DNA-binding transcription factor activity. The record is from RefSeq and is a predicted model, not a curated record. Gene Ontology annotation, biological process: regulation of DNA-templated transcription. NCBI's taxonomy places the organism in Eukaryota, Viridiplantae, Streptophyta, Magnoliopsida, Vitales, Vitaceae. The coding region runs from base 64 to 1113 and encodes 349 amino acids.